ACCAGUCAAAACCAAUGCUCUUUCUAUAGAAGGGUGUGAGAGUGAGAAUAUGCUGUUUAUAUGAAUCUUAACUGAUUCAUUUAUAUACAGUACAGUUGCUCCUUGUGUUAGAUACAACUACUUAUAUUGUCUUUAUUUAUUUAUAUUUGACAUGGUUUUGGAACCAUGAAUGGCCAUGUGUCUUCUGAAAACCAGAUAUAACAAAUGUCACUAAGCAGUGUUGAACUUUAUUAGCAUACAGGCCUAGUGAUCUGGAUCAACUAUUGAACUUUGGCAUAGAUUAAUGUUAAUGUUAAUGUUCUUAAUUACACAGUUAUAUUUGUUUCUGGUAAUGUCAUAUUCCAGAGGUUUCAAGCCAGCAGUGAUUCCAUUAUUGUGCCAUGCCUGUGGCACAUUUUUUGUAUUUUUAACCCUAGUGGCCUCUUAAGUGGCAGACUAAGUAGGAACUGGCUAUGACUUAGUUGACUAGUGGAUCCUGGCACACCAUUUGCGAACCACUCAGACUAAUGCUUAAAUACUUAACACCAAAAGUUGGUAGGGGGAUGGACAAUCUGUUUAAAAAUGCUGCUACAUUUUGGGAUUUAUCUUUUCAUAUGCUGUUUGUAAUGGAACAGUGGUGUCAAUUGUAUUCUGUGUUCUCAGAACAAAUUGUGUUUUAUACUAGAUGAGCGGAACUAAAGAUGAAACGUUAGUUAGCCGUGAGCGAGUUUCAGUUUGGAGACUAGUAACCCACCAGCAGAAAGGGUCCUUUGUGAGACAGAGAUGUUGACGUCAAAUGAACCCUGUGAAGACAUAAAUUCUCAGUUUAACUAGAACAACACAACACAGGGAGGAUGAGCCCUGGUAUCCUCCCCCUGUCUCCUAACUUACAUAACUCAUGAGGGGUUUUCCUUUAAUAAGUUCAACUGACCAAGUCUGUCCUCUUAUUUUCAUGUUAGCCCUGUGUCCUCACAGUUGACUGACCAGAACAAGGGAAUAUCUGAUACAUACUAUCAUACAAAUUACAAUAUGUUGGAGAUGCUUGAAUACAGCCAUUACCAGGUACAGACACAUCUGGAGAACCCCACCAAGUACCACAUCCAGCAGGCCCAGAGGAAGCAGGUGAGGCAGUACCUGUCCACAACCCUUGGGGGUAAGCCUGGCAGCCAGGCCGGAAGCCUGCAGUGCCCCAGCCAGCCCCCGGAGCACGGGAUGCCCCCCGGCCCAGGCAGCAGUGCCCCCAACAGCCCCAUGGCCCUGCUGACCCUCAGCUCCAACUGCGAGAAGGAGAUGGAUGAUGUCAUCGAUGACAUUAUUAGCUUGGAAACAAGUUAUAAUGAGGAUAUUUUUGGACUUAUGGACCCAGGACUCCAGGUUACUAAUACACUCCCUGUAUCUGGUAACCUUCUGGACAUGUAUGGGAAUCAAGGGCUUCCCCCAAAUGGACUUGCCAUCAGUAACUCCUGCCCUGGUAGCUUAUCCAACAUCAAAAGGGAAUUCUCAGCUCCUGGCAUGAUGCACGUACUGGACAAUACUGGAUCCUAUGGCCAGUUUGACAACUACCAAAGGCCCGAGGGCUUUCCAGUUGCUGAGGUUCGAGCGAUGGCCAAGGAGAGACAAAAAAAGGACAACCACAACUUAAUUGAACGAAGGAGAAGGUUCAACAUCAACGAUCGAAUCAAAGAGCUUGGAACCCUGAUUCCUAAGUCUAAUGAUCCGGACAUGCGCUGGAAUAAGGGCACCAUUCUGAAGGCCUCAGUGGACUACAUCAGGAAGCUGCAGAGGGAGCAGCAGAGAGCCAAGGAGGUGGAGCUUAGACAGAGAAGGCUGGAGCAUGCCAACCGCCAUCUGAUGCUGCGCAUACAGGAGUUGGAGAUGCAGGCGCGGGCUCAUGGUCUUGCAAUUCUGCCGUCGUCUUCCCUCUGCUCCUCUGAGCUGAUAGCCCGAGCCAUCAAGCAGGAGCCCAUCUUAGGAGACUGUCCCUCAGACCUGUACCAGCAGCCAGGUCCCGACAUGUCCCCUCCCACCACACUGGACCUCAACAACGGUACCAUCCACUUUAACGACAGCCCUGUGGAUGCAGGUGACCCAGGGGCAUAUGGCUCCAGCAAAGCAUCCACUAAACUGAAGGACAUUCUAAUGGACAACACCCUGUCGCCCAUAUCAUCCAAUGACCCCCUUCUGUCCUCAGCUUCCCCAGACACCUCCAACAGCAGCAGCAGGCGUAGCAGCAGCUCAAGCAUGGAGGAGAAUGAUCAUGGUUGUUAGCACUGCCCACAAGCUCAAAUCACACUGACAUUUUAUAAAGUAGCAUUGUUAUUACUGGAGCCAACGCUAGGUGCUGCUAUGGCCUAUUCCUUGAGAUAAAGACAGUGGGAUUUUCCCUCCCAUUGUGUUCAGAAGUUUUGUCUUUUGUUUUUGUUUGUUUUACAAUAUUGUGUCUCUUUCUGGAAUCAAAUCUCGUUGUUCAAAUUAGGCUACCCUGCCUAAGGUGACUGCUGAGAUUUCACUGUACUGUAGCGUUCACUUUUCAUGUGAAUUAUUUGACAGGAAGUGCACAAUAACAUGGCAAUAAUGUAUUUUAUGUGUAAUAUUUCUAUCUUUUUUUCAUAUCAUGACCAUUUGUUGAAUUAGUUUAAAACAUUUGUUUUGUGAGACAUCAUAGAGAAAUAUAUAUUUAGUUGAAUACUUAAAUUAACUGAUAAUAACAUUUCACCAAGAUUUUAAGAUGAGAUAAGACACAUUUUUACCCUUAAAUUUAGAAGCAAUGGUUUGAAACCUACAAUAUUAUUUGCGACUAGAAACAACUUUCAGGAACAAUGAAUACAAUUUCAAUGAAUACAACCGGUUGAUGAACUUUGUUUCCGACGUGGUGAUAUCUAAAGUGAAGAUAUUUGUACAAAACACUGUAAAUAUACAUAUUUUGUGAUUUAGUGUUUUGAAGUAGGCCUUUAAUUAAGUAUUAAAUUGAAAGUGAAUUCA
Messenger RNA from Oncorhynchus gorbuscha (pink salmon), 2961 nucleotides. RefSeq names its product microphthalmia-associated transcription factor-like. Gene Ontology annotation, cellular component: nucleus. Bases 1009 to 2247 code for a protein of 412 amino acids. Lineage: Eukaryota; Metazoa; Chordata; Actinopteri; Salmoniformes; Salmonidae. Gene Ontology annotation, molecular function: protein dimerization activity; RNA polymerase II cis-regulatory region sequence-specific DNA binding; DNA-binding transcription factor activity, RNA polymerase II-specific. The record is from RefSeq and is a predicted model, not a curated record. Gene Ontology annotation, biological process: melanocyte differentiation; regulation of transcription by RNA polymerase II. The transcript is spliced from 9 exons.